This is a messenger RNA of Lichtheimia ornata, 471 nucleotides long. RefSeq lists its product as uncharacterized. The record is from RefSeq and is a predicted model, not a curated record. The transcript has a single exon. The coding region runs from base 1 to 471 and encodes 156 amino acids. NCBI's taxonomy places the organism in Eukaryota, Fungi, Mucoromycota, Mucoromycetes, Mucorales, Lichtheimiaceae.
AUGUCGGUAUCUCGGCUAAAAGACCAACAAUUGUUAGGAGUAGCACGUACAGCAUCGAAACAAGAAAUACGUCGACGAUACCUUGAGCUUUGUAAACGACACCAUCCGGAUGUAGCACGUUCAAUGAAUAGUCAACAAGGUCCUGAUAUUCGAGACAUCACUGCUGCAUAUCAACGAUUGACCGGAAAACAAGCAUAUACAUCAUCACCCUCUCACCAUGAAAGAACUGCAUGGCAAGAACAUGCACGUAAACCACAAGAAUCACCUCUUGAAGACCAACAACAAUGGACACGUUAUACUCUCUUGACGGGUCUGGUACUCGUAGUGGGUAUUGUCGCUUAUGCUGGUCAUGAUCCUCGCCAUCACCCCAAUCCAUUGCACCACUACCGAUCGUCGCCAUGGGAACAAGAACAACAGCAACAACGCUUCAAUGGCAAUGUAGCCGAUUACCGUCAAUGGCGAAAGUCUUGA